AUGGCACCUUCUUCGCCAAAAUCAUCUGCUGAAGCUUCUCGAAGGCGAACGCCAUCACCACGAAGCAAGGAUCUUGGGAGAACGAGUCAGCAACGAGUGAUUACGAAUGCAGGGAAGCGAAUGAUACGAUCUGAGGGACAUCGAAGAGAUCAGGGGCGGUCACCUGAUGCUGUGAACCUGUGUGGCGGCAUAUCUGGGUCUUCUGUUGGUUCCGUUUCCGUGUGCGCAUCAGCACAUUCUUCUGGUGGUUUACAAGGGGUUUAUGUUGAACGUCUCCCUCCAAGAAGUGACGGAACUGUGAAAGAGGCCAUAAGAGAUGCGUUGAAAAAGCAUGGUCGCAUCGUGGAUAUCUCGAUUGAAGGAGAUGGAGACGCAAGAAAGGCCCUUGUUAUUUUUCAACGUGUCAUUGACAUGGAGAAACUAGUGAACGACUCCCACAUUUCCAUCUUAUCUAUGCGUGUUCGCAUUCGAGCAGCCAAUCACGUUGUUGUUCAGGAGGCAUAUAACGACUACCUAUCACUGAAUAGCCCCGCUGGUAGUGGUGCCACCGUUGGGCCAGAUGCGGAUCUUCCUGCGAAGUAUUCCUCACCCAACGGAAAUAGAAAUGAAGUGGACGUUUUCCAUCCUAAGGCGUCCCGCACGUUGUACGUCGGUGGCUUAGAAAGUCGAAUAUCAGACGAGACUUUACGUCGUCGAUUCGGGAAAUAUGGCACGAUUUUGGACGUGGACGUAAAGAACUACGAGUCGCCGUCACCAUUUGCCUUCAUCCAGUUCGCUGAUAUAGACUCGGCUGUGCGCGCCAUAAAUACGCACGCUACUACUGUACAGCCAGCGAACAAAAAGGGAAAGAAAUUUCAACCGAACUUUGGAAGGUCCAUGACGACAAAUAAGUUGUGGAUUGGUUCUAUUCCACCUCAGAUUGGCGAAGAGUAUGUGAUUCAGAAGCUUCGCUCUUUAUCCGAAGGAGUAGUUGACGUUGUCGUGGAUAUGAGGGUUCGACAAGCUAUCGUAGUGUUCUCCUCCACGGAAGGGGCACAAGCAGCUCUAAACCGCAUUAAAGCUGGUGUUCCGAAACAGUUGUAA
Molecule: messenger RNA, 1083 nt
Organism: Ostertagia ostertagi
Lineage: Eukaryota; Metazoa; Nematoda; Chromadorea; Rhabditida; Trichostrongylidae
Source: the annotation of a GenBank genome assembly